Messenger RNA from Alligator mississippiensis (American alligator), 5402 nucleotides. It is a transcript of the gene RUNX3, whose product is annotated as RUNX family transcription factor 3. The transcript is spliced from 8 exons. Lineage: Eukaryota; Metazoa; Chordata; Crocodylia; Alligatoridae. Gene Ontology annotation, molecular function: DNA-binding transcription factor activity, RNA polymerase II-specific; ATP binding; RNA polymerase II cis-regulatory region sequence-specific DNA binding. The coding region runs from base 517 to 1770 and encodes 417 amino acids. Gene Ontology annotation, cellular component: nucleus. Gene Ontology annotation, biological process: regulation of cell differentiation; hemopoiesis; regulation of transcription by RNA polymerase II. The record is from RefSeq and is a predicted model, not a curated record.
CGUGUAGAUAAGAACAGAAUCUGUCUCUAUAAGCUGAACUUGCCAAAUGACCACUGAAGAGGAGGGCUCUCCCAGCCAACAGUGGAUGUUGGGAGGCUGUAAACGCUAAGUUAAGGGUCUGAGUGAGUCAACCAGGCCUCCCAUGAACCAACAAAUAUAAACCAUAAAAUAAAAAAAAAGAAGAAGAAGCCACAAAGAUAUUGCAGGCCCUGUUGACAUCAUGAGUCAGGUGAUUCCCUUCUUCCACUCAGCGAAUGACUAGCUGGAGUCUUUUCAGUCUCAGAACCGGGGUUGAGUUAACACUCCUUCAGGCCUCAUAAGCAACCACAGAACCACAAGCAAACUGCAAUCUACAAUUUAGAAGAGUACCUGAACCUCAGCGGGGAGGGUUUUUUCUCCCCUUGUUGCUAACACCAGCUGUAUAUUGUGCAUCUGGGUUCAAACUUUUCAAGACUAGCGAAGGGAAAUAUAAACAAACCACCGAUAUUGGUCAAAGAAUCAUCUUGGACUGGGAUCAUGGCUUCCAACAGCAUAUUUGACACGUUUGCCACCUAUUCGCCAACCUUCCUACGUGACCCGAGCACCAGCCGGCGCUUCACCCCGCCCUCCACGGCCUUCCCCUGCGGCAAGAUGGGCGAGAACAGCGGGGCGCUGAGCGCGGCGGCGCCGGGGGCCCGCGCCCGGCCCGAGGGCCGCUCCGUGGUGGACGUGCUGGCGGACCACGCGGGCGAGCUGGUGCGCACCGACAGCCCCAACUUCCUCUGCUCCGUCCUGCCGUCCCACUGGCGCUGCAACAAGACGCUGCCCGUCGCCUUCAAGGUGGUAGCCCUGGGUGACGUACCUGACGGAACGGUAGUAACAGUCAUGGCUGGAAACGAUGAGAACUAUUCUGCAGAGCUCAGAAAUGCCUCCGCCGUCAUGAAGAAUCAAGUGGCAAGAUUUAAUGAUCUCAGAUUUGUCGGGCGAAGCGGCAGAGGGAAAAGCUUUACGCUGACCAUCACCGUGUUCACAAACCCCACGCAAGUUGCCACCUAUCACCGAGCUAUUAAAGUGACUGUGGAUGGACCCCGGGAACCAAGAAGACACAGACAAAAACUAGAGGACCAAGCCAAAUCCUACUCUGAUCGCUACAGUGAGCUGGAUCGUCUGCGCCAGUCUAUGAGAGUCACCCCAGCAGCUCCCAACUCCCGCGGAUCCUUGAGUGCCCCAGGUCACUUCGGGCCGCAGGCUCAGACUCCGAUGCAAGGCCCGUCGGACCUGAGCCCCUUCUCGGACCCCCGCCAGUUUGACCGCUCCUUCUCCGCGCUGCCUGCCCUCACCGAAGGCAGGUUUUCGGACCCCCGGAUGCAUUACCCCGGUGCAAUGUCGGCUGCCUUCCCCUACACCGCCACACCUUCAGCCACGGGAAUUGGUGGCAUCAGCAUGGCCAGCAUGCCCACCACGACCCGCUUCCACCACACCUACCUGCCUCCGCCCUACCCCGGCUCCACCCAGAACCAAAGUGGACCUUUCCAAACCAACCCGUCUCCUUACCAUUUGUACUACGGCACCUCGUCCGGAUCGUACCAGUUCUCCAUGGUGGCAGGGGGCGAGCGCUCACCCACGAGGAUGCUCUCCUCUUGCACAAGUGCCUCAGCAGGUAACAACUUAAUGAAUCCCAACCUGGCCAAUCAGAACGAUGGAGUGGAUGCGGAUGGUAGUCAUAGUAACUCACCUACGACCAUGACGACCACCGGGAGAAUGGAUGAGUCUGUCUGGAGGCCCUACUAGGCAGCACUAAACAAGACACAUGUAGCUUUAAAUCAGUAAAACGCCCAUGAUUAGAUUGCUCCCAUCGAUAGCAAAAAGAGCAAAACACCACCUAGGAUGGGAACAGAUAAGCCAAAGCCUCCCAAACCGAAAGCAAGCCAAAAUCCAAGCAUAGACAGAUACUGAGCAAAGAUGGACCUAGCUGCAUUUCAAGACAAAUGCCCACAAGGUUUGAAUGUGUUGCUCUGUGUGGUUCCUUUCAAGUGUGGACUGUAUAUAGAAGUGUGUGGAAGCAGCUGUGUGUUAACUGCAGAGUCGCAUCUCUGUUCAGAAUGCGUGUCGAUCAUCUCAUUCAUAACCAAAAAAUCCCCAAGAAAAGCAACUGUCCUGCACAACAGUAGGUGUUAGAGCUAGGGGAAAAGACCCCAGAAGCCAGUCAGUCGGUCUCCCUCUCAUACUCCCUGCACAUGCAGGAAGAACAAAAAGUCUUAGUAUUGCCAUCUUCCCCAAUCCUCCUUGGACAAGGGCCUCUGACCACCAGAGAACCCCAGAGCACUGCCUGAGGGUCACCGAGAUGCACGUGUCUCCCGAGACGUGCACCGGAGAGUCCCAUUGACAGCAAGACAAGCACGCCGGUCUCUCUAGCAGGUGCAGUUGGGGUUCUGCAGAGCGUUGCUAGUGGGUGGGCAGGUAUCAGCCAUGUGAACAAGUGCUGUGACAUGAUUUUGAAAGAGGUUGUAUUGUAAUUGUUGUUUUUUUUUUUUUCAAACAGUAACAUGGCCGAGCCCGUGCCUGACAGCCCUACCCUGUAUGUUUACAUGAGAUUUUUUUUAAUGUGAUGCGUUACUCUUGCCUCCUGGCCUAGACAUUAAGUUUCUUCCCCUUCCUAGUUAGUCUUCUUGAUGAUGGUGUCUAAGAAGAAUGCAUUUGGGACACUCCAGUGUGUGACGUGCACUUACAAAUGUACUAGCAUCAAAGGGACUCCAAAGCCUUUGGGAUGCGUGACAGCCAAGCUCGAGGCUCACCCUCGCCUUCGAGUGGUGUACGUGCAGCUGUGGCAAUGCUUCCUAUUUAUUUCAUGGCUCUCCCCCACAUUUUCACCCUGAGUGGAGCAAUGCAUGAUGGAUUUGUUGUUAAUCAAGAGCUGAUGGCUGUCAGCUGAUACAGAAAGUACUGCCUGAGAUUUGUGCAACCCCUCAUGUCUAACAUACCCAUCCUGUGGGGCUUAGCCUGGUGAAACAACAUUAUAUGGCCCUUCUCCCCUCGAAGUGCUUUGCACACUGCAAACGGUGAAUUAGGCCACAGUUAUCCCCAGUUGGCAGAUAGAUAAACUGAGGUAGGGAUACAGCCAGCAGCAUGGAGAGACUAGAAACAGGAGAGGCAUCCCUUAGCUGUGUAGCCUUCUCAGGUACAUUAGUCAUAAGGCGCACACGCAUUUUUAGGAUUAUUAUAGCCAUGUGUGUAUUUAACAAAAUGCAUGGCUAAUGAUAAGCAACCACCUGUCCAGUUAAUCAGAGAGCUUCGCAAACUAAGGUUGUUCUCUCUCUCCCCCUCGACAUAGGAUAUUCACGGACUCAGAAAAUGAGGGUUGGAAAGGACCCCAGGAGGUCACAUCCAGUCCAACCCCCUGCUCAGAGCAGGACCAGCCCCAACUAGAUCAUCCCAGCCAAGGCUUUGUCUAGCCAGGUCUUCAAAACCUCCAAGGAUGGAGAAUCCACCACCUCUCUGGGUGACUUGUUCCAGUGCUUUUACCACCCUCCUAGUGAGAAAGUUUUUCCUAAUAGCCAACCUCAACUUCCCUCAUUGCAAUUUGAGCCCAUUGCUCCUUGUUCUGUCAUCUGCCACCACUGAGAACAGCCCAGCUCCAUCCUCUUUGAACCCCCCUGCAGGGAGCUGAAGGCUGCUAUUAAGUCUCCUCUCAGUCUUCUCUUCUCCAGACUAAAAAAAACUCAGUGCCCUCAACCUCUCCUCAUAAAUCAUGUGUCCCAGCCCCCAAACAUUUUUGUUGCCCUCCACUGGACUCUCUCCAGUUUGUCUACAUCUUUUCUGUAGUGGGGGAUAGGGGGGGCAACACUGGACACAGGACUCCGGAUGUGGCCUCACCAGUGCCGAACAGAGGGAAAGAAUCACUUUCCUUGACCUACUGGCAACACACCUACCAGUGCAGCCCAGGAUGCCAUUAGCCUUCUUGGGCACACCGCUGGCUUGUAUUCAGCUUCUUGUCUACCGUUUCCCCCAGGUCCUUUUCUGCAGAGCUGCUGCUUAACCAGUCAGUCCUCAGGCUGCAGCAAUGCAUGGGACUGUUCUGCCCUAAGGAACAACUGGGACCUAACUCAGUGUAAUUUCUUCUUCUUUUUUUAAGUCAAAGUGCUCAUGAGAGUUAGUUGGUCCUUUUGGUCAUGUAUAUGUGAGUGACAGCAGGCUGAAUUUCAGGGAGGGUAGGAAGUCUUAAAUCCCUUCAUCUCCUUUCAAAAUCCCAGGCUAAGCACAUAGCUGCAGCAGUGAUGGCUGACUUGCCAAAUCUCAGCUGGUAUCUUUUUAGCAAUCAAUUGACAUACAAUGCAUAAUAAUUGCACUACCACUUAAAUACUGGAUCAAGACAUCAAAUCUUAAAGUACCUGGAUUUAGCCGUUAAGCUGCAAUGACCACUCUCGAGUUUGAAAGCUGCAAACUCAACUUGCUUUAGCAACAGCGAGCACGUGCCUAUUGAGUGACAUCUGUCAGCCAUAUAAACUGGACGAUGGCAGCCUGUGUUUUGAUGCAUUUAAGUUUAUCGGACGAUAUUUCCACUGACUGAAAGCACAAAGAAAAUAAGGAAUUUUUAAUACCAUUUUAAUUUAAGACUGUUCAUGGUGUAUAAAAAAGCAAUGGCAACUAUGUUCUUUAUGACAAUGUCGUGUGAAGGUGUAAAUACACGCACCUCCAUUUUAUGCAACUGGUCGCAAGACUGGCCAAAAUAAUUUGCUUUGCACUAUAAUUUGCUUUUUUUUAAAAAAAAAUGCACAAUCGCUUGUACAGUAAAACCUUUGGCUUACAGAAUAUUUAACUGUAAAAUCUAAUUUUUGGUUUUAUUUGUUAUAAUAAUAUAAUUCUUAAAUGUGUUGAAGGAUCCGAUUCUUAAUAAUGCUUCUUAUACGUGUGUGUGUGCAAGGUAAAAGCAACAACAGAAUAAGGAGAUGAGAACAAAGGUCUUUCUGUACAUAAAGGCAGCAAAGUUUAUUUGAUUUUUUUUUAUGGAGUCUUAUGAUGGACAUUAAAAAAAUGCUAGUAAUACCAAAUAAUGUGGUUAUUUGUGUAAUAUACCAGCCCUACUUGAAGGUAACUCCCUAUAUUUAAUAUGUAGCCCAUCUUUUUACCUGUAGCACUUGUGACGGUGGGGGUCUGCUCUUACUGAAGGCAUCGACAAAGUUUUCUCCAGGAAUGACUUUGCCCCAUUUGACUUCAGUGAAAGCAGAAUCAGGCCCCCUUUAUCACCCCAUCUCAUGAAUAGGUGAACUUGAGUUUAUAAGAAGCCAUACCAACAUGGUCAGUUCUGCUUUUCUAUUAUAAAUGUUGAUGUUCUUAUCAAAUGUACGUGAUUAUAUUGUCAAACAUACAUGUAAUCAUUUUAAUGACUUUCCAUGUGGAAUAAUAAAUGUACGGCUACAAGUCUA